Messenger RNA from Malassezia pachydermatis, 1152 nucleotides. RefSeq lists its product as hypothetical. The transcript has 2 exons. Lineage: Eukaryota; Fungi; Basidiomycota; Malasseziomycetes; Malasseziales; Malasseziaceae. Gene Ontology annotation, molecular function: S-adenosylmethionine-dependent methyltransferase activity. The coding region runs from base 1 to 1152 and encodes 383 amino acids. The record is from RefSeq and is a predicted model, not a curated record.
AUGGCCGACUCUGCCGGGUGGGAUGAGGAACGGCAGCAUUUUCAGGAGGUGUUGCAGGCAUGGAACGACUACAUGUCGUACUCGAUGCAACGAAACAAUGAGCGCCGCAAAGCCCUGUAUUCUUUACCUCGGGCCCAUCAGGAUCGUCUACUGGGCCUUCGUGCCGAUGUGCCUGGACCAGCAGGCUCAGGUACAUCGUUUCAUGGCUUCAAAGCGAAGUUGCAGGAAGUCGACGACCGAAUUCGACGCAAUGCGGAUGUGCUCGAGGCCAUGAGUGAGUUUUGCCGUACCUUCCUGGGCAUCCUAGAAGACAACGAGGCGCCUCUUUCGACGCAGGACCGUAUCAAAGUGUCGGAAACCAAUCAGGAUCGUGUUCGUACAGCGAUGAAGCAAAUGGCGCGUGACUGGAGUCAAGAAGGCGAAAUGGAGCGUCUGCUAGCGUAUGAACCCAUUCUCGAUGCGCUCGUGGCGCGACUGCCCAACGACCGACGUGCCCAACGGGUCCUUGUCCCAGGCGCGGGUCUAGGCCGACUUGCGUUUGAUAUCGCACGUCUUGGCUACACAACGCAAGGCAACGAGUUUAGCUAUUUUAUGUUGAUUCCAGCGCACUUCAUCCUUAACGCCACGACGCAUGUACACCAGCACACGCUGUAUCCCUACAUUCACGGCGCAAGCAACUGGGUGCAUGCGGCGGAUAUGCUUCGGGCCGUGGCCGUACCAGACACGCUCCCUUCUGCGCUGCCAGCCGACUCGGACUUCAGUAUGGUCGCUGGCGAGUUCGUCGAAGUGUAUGCUAAGCCGGAAGAGCGUGGCACAUGGAAUGCCGUGGCGACCUGUUAUUUCAUGGACACGGCGAAGAAUGUGAUCCGUUACUUGGAAGUGAUCAAUGCUCUGCUCCCUAGGGGCGGCUACUGGAUCAAUGUAGGACCGUUGCUUUGGCAUUUCGAGCAUGAAGACGUGCCUACCGUGGAGCUAACGCUCGAUGAGAUCUUGGAGCUGGUCGUCCAAUGUGGCUUUGUCAUUGAGGAGACACGGAUGCUGGAGCCACAAAUGUACACAGGCAUGCCGAACCACAUGCUACUGCACCACUAUACCCCGGCCUUCUGGGUCUGCAGGAAAGAUCGCGAUAUAGACAUGGCGCCAGUUGUAUAA